Messenger RNA from Malaclemys terrapin pileata, 5740 nucleotides. It is a transcript of the gene CNR1, whose product is annotated as cannabinoid receptor 1. The coding region runs from base 460 to 1881 and encodes 473 amino acids. The record is from RefSeq and is a predicted model, not a curated record. The transcript is spliced from 2 exons. NCBI's taxonomy places the organism in Eukaryota, Metazoa, Chordata, Testudines, Emydidae. Gene Ontology annotation, cellular component: membrane. Gene Ontology annotation, molecular function: cannabinoid receptor activity. Gene Ontology annotation, biological process: G protein-coupled receptor signaling pathway.
GCCAGGCUGGGAGGCGAGACGCGGACACACACACUCAGCCGGGGCCGGGCGCGCAGCAGCUGCAGCAGCAGAGGAGGAGUGGGGGCGGCUUCCUCCCAGCCAGGGGCAGGAGCAGCGCAUGGAGAGCAGCGCCCGGCAAGCUGCCUGAGCCUGCCUGCUGUCCUUCCCCAGCUCCUAGCACCGCCUCCUCUCCUUUCCUCUCCUCGCCUCUCUCCGGCGCCCCAGGCCCGGGCGGGGCGGGGCGGCCCGCGUGCUCCCCGCUGGGGGGUGGCUGUAGUAAGCGUGGGAACUCGUCUCAGUCCCGCGGAGGAGCCGCCGCGCCACUUGGCAAGAGCACGAGGCAGGCGAGAAGGAGCAGCGCCCCGGAGCAGGAGCCGAGCCGGGGCGAUGUGAAGGGAUUUCCUCACAUGUAUUUUUUCCCAAGUCUCUUUGAAUCCUACAUAAUACAAGACUGGGGUUAUGAAGUCAAUCCUAGAUGGCCUCGCAGACACAACUUUCCGAACAAUUACAACAGAUCUUCUUUACAUGGGUUCCAACGAUAUCCAGUACGAAGAUAUUAAAAGUGACAUGGCCUCCAAACUAGGAUACUACCCACAGAAAUUCCCAUUAUCUUCCUUCAGGGGUGAUCCUUUCCAAGAAAAAAUGACUGCAGGAGAUGAUCCCCUAUUAAGUAUCAUUCCAUCGGAUCAGAUCAAUAUUACAGAUUUUUACAACAAGUCCCUAUCCACUUUCAAGGAUAAUGAGGAGAAUCUACAAUGUGGGGAGAACUUCAUGGAUAUGGAGUGCUUUAUGAUUCUAAACCCCACCCAGCAGCUGGCCAUUGCAGUGCUGUCCCUUACCCUGGGCACCUUCACCGUUCUGGAGAACCUUCUUGUGCUGUGUGUUAUCCUGCACUCUCGAAGCCUCCGGUGCAGGCCUUCCUACCAUUUCAUUGGCAGCUUGGCAGUGGCUGACCUCCUGGGCAGUGUAAUUUUCGUCUACAGUUUUGUUGAUUUCCAUGUUUUCCAUCGGAAAGACAGUCCUAAUGUGUUUCUGUUCAAGUUGGGUGGAGUUACAGCCUCAUUCACUGCCUCAGUAGGCAGCCUUUUCCUUACUGCAAUAGACAGGUACAUAUCUAUACACAGGCCACUAGCUUACAAAAGAAUUGUUACCAGGCCAAAGGCUGUCGUAGCAUUCUGUGUGAUGUGGACCAUAGCUAUCGUAAUAGCUGUUCUUCCUCUGCUCGGCUGGAACUGCAAAAAACUCAAUUCUGUUUGUUCAGACAUCUUCCCUCUCAUUGAUGAGACCUAUCUAAUGUUCUGGAUUGGGGUCACCACUGUACUCCUGCUGUUUAUUGUAUAUGCCUAUAUGUACAUAUUGUGGAAAGCUCAUAGUCAUGCUGUUAGAAUGAUUCAGCGUGGCACUCAAAAAAGCAUAAUAAUUCAUACCACAGAGGAUGGUAAAGUACAUAUUACUAGACCUGAUCAAACUCGUAUGGACAUCAGGUUAGCCAAAACCUUGGUCCUUAUUCUGGUGGUUUUAAUCAUAUGCUGGGGCCCUCUACUUGCAAUUAUGGUGUAUGAUGUCUUUGGGAAAAUGAACAAGCUCAUCAAGACUGUCUUUGCAUUCUGUAGCAUGCUCUGUUUGAUGAAUUCAACAGUGAAUCCCAUCAUCUAUGCUCUAAGAAGCAAGGACUUGAGACAUGCUUUCCGGAGCAUGUUUCCAACCUGUGAAGGGACUACGCAGCCUCUUGAUAACAGUAUGGAGUCUGACUGCCAGCACAAACAUGCUAACAAUGCAGGUAAUGUUCACAGGGCAGCUGAAAGCUGUAUUAAGAGCACAGUUAAGAUCGCCAAAGUGACCAUGUCUGUCUCCACAGACACAACUGCAGAGGCAUUGUAAAUCAAAGCCCUCUCAACAUUGUGAGAAUAGAAGUUGGUUUAAAAUAAACAAAAAAUACAUGACCUAAAGCUUUUGUUCCUUCACCUGUAACAUUUUUAAGUUUGUCAUAAUAAGCUAUACAAUGAUUGUUUUAAGAAUCAUUGCCAUCAGCCAAUCCUCCAAGUUUAACAAUUAGGGAUUCAAACUAUUUUAAAAAAAGAGAAGUUUUCAAUUAAAGAAAGUGCUCAUUGAAUAAUAAAGUAUAAAACUCUGGCAGAACGUACAGAAAAUGUCAAACUAGCAACAAUUCCUUCAGAAGUUACUGGGGGUGGAGUGGAAGGGAAUCUGAAAACUUGUGAAACCUAAUUGAAAACUAAAACAUCAUAAAGCCAUGUCAUCAAAUAAGAAAGCCUUGUAAUCAUAAUGUUCAUUCCAUUGUGAAAUGUAUUAAAUGUCUAUAAGUCAUAGAAGUUUUCAUUUCUUUCCAAAAAGCGGCAGUACUAAGUUUUAGAGGUUCUGUAAAAUGUGUUGUGUCCUGUGAAAUGUAUACUGUUUUAUUACUUGUUACUGAUAUUUGUCUAACUAAACCAAGUGAUAACGUAAACUUGUGUGGAAAUAAUGUGAAAUAUGUGUUAUGUAAACCCCAUUGAAAAUACCUUCUGUAUUUGAAGAACUCCUAUGAGCUAUUUUGGAAAUUUUACACGUUUAGUAGGCUUCUGUGGAUUUAGAGGAAAGGCAUUGUAUUUCUUCAACUAAAAUUAUUUGACAUUUGAAAUCCCCAUUAAUUUUAACUUUCAUCUGUGUACAAGAAUAACAGCAACAAGGGAAUAUAGACUAGCACUGCAGAGAAAGGAAUGCACUGGUUCAGACUUUUAAAUACCACUGCGUUUAAACAUAAGGACAUUUAUUGCCUUACGGACUAUGCCUUUCUGGUGGGCAUUAUGUAAAUAUGAACAGUAAAAAGAAAAGGUACUGGAUACUGGCUUCUUUAAUUGGCAACUGCUAGCACUGGACCUCUGAAAACAGCAUGUGUCAGAUUCAGUGUAUAAUGUUAUCACUGGUGUUGAUAUAUACUUGAACUGUGCUGCAUUCCUAUAUCCCAGGACUAAACAGAUUUAAAGCCUGAGAUGCCAAACUCCAGUCUUCACUAAACAAGGAGCAAGUAUUGUCAAAAUUAGACAUUUUUUAUGUUUGAGCGUGUAUAUAAAUAAAUAUCUGUGUGUGUGUGCUCACGUGUGUGUGUACGUAUACUAAGUAAACAUGGGUCACAGUAGUAUUACUAAGAUAGGAAACUGUGACCAAAUGUAAACUAUGUCCUGUUGCACUCUUUGCACAUAAAUUCUGUUCCUAAAAUUGAGUUCUUCCAGCUGAUGUGCUGAACAUACUAAUUGUAAGAUUCAGAACAUACUUGUAGAUCCACACUGAGAGACUUAUCCAUGUAUUAGAGAAACUAACCUUUUAGUUUUACUCGAGAACAAGGCAAAAAAACAAUCAGGAGGAAAGGGCAGGAGGCAAAAUAUGCUGUGAACAAAAAUAAACAGAAAAUCAGUAUUUACAGUGUUAAAAAAAUUGAGAAUGUUAGAGAUAAGACUUUUUUUCCCCCCAAAAAAGUCCUUGAGUAUUAAAUCUAUUUGCUUGAAAUCAGAUGUGUCUCACUGUAAAAACAGGGUAUCAAUGAUGAUAGAAACCGGAAACCAUCAUAAUUAAGGCAAAGAAAGAGUUUUUAGAUCCAAAGGUGCCAUUCCAUUUUAUAAUAAAUUUUUAAAACCUUGGAUUUUUUUGUAGUAAAGAAUGUAAUUAAAUCACCUUCCUGACAUGGAUAUUCUCUAAAUCUCAUUCUGAAUAAGAGCCAUUGAGCCUUAUUCUCCACUGCCUGGUACAUUAGGUUAUAUUCUGUCUCCUGCUCUGGCUGCUUUAUGCUACAGCAGCUUCAAAGCCAAGCUAGCCAACAAGCUAUCCAAGGAUUCCCCCAAGACAGGGGAAUCCCUCAGUGGCAUAGGGCUUGUGUAGCCAACUCGACACCACCUCUUCAUGCUCUAUGGGGAGUGGCUUAGGGAAAGGAAGCAUGGCUGGAUCACUGAUGAUCCAUGGCUGCCAGAAUGACUUCUUGGGCGCUGUGGUAGCUGCUCACAAGUCAAAGCAGCCAGUAGUACCAAACACCAGACAGCCCCAGGAUUGGGGGGAGGGAGCAAAGGAGUGUCAUAUAGUCAUCUUUGCUCCCCACCCUAUCUAGGGUACUGUGUUGAGCAGAACUUGACUGGAGCUAAAUGUUUAGUCAUUUACAUCUGUGCUAUCUGAGUCCAAAUCAGAGCAGUUGCAUUUUACUGCUACUGUGCACUGGUGUAAAUGAUUCCACAAGUUACAAAGCAGUGAAGAUUCAGGUCCAUUGCCUAAAAACUGGUCAUAGCACGGUGAUUUGUAAGAGCCCAGCCCUGCAAGGUUCUGAGUAAUUCUGAUGAGGUUUCUCAGAAUAUUGCUCUACUGCUGGUAAAAUCUAACAAUGAAAGAGCUUUCUUUCCUUUCAAAUAUACAUUGUUUUUUCAUGCAGCAGUCUGGGAGGAAAGAACACAGUGUCAAAUGAAAAGAUAUUUUAAGAGCCAUUUUUUUGAAACUGUCUUCUUGUGAAUUCAAUGCAAAUUUUAUAGAUUUGUUGUUGUUGUGGAUUCAAGUUCUAAAUUUUAUGUGAUAAAUCAUGGGACAAUGGGGCUGUCUUGGCACUAAACUUGGUGCUUAUUGAUUAUAAGAAAUCACAUCCUGUGAAAUAUUCAUAUAUCAAGAUCUUCAUUUACGUAUGAGUUUUUAAAAAGGUUUGUGAAUUAUAUUUCAUCUUAACAUCAUUUCUCAACUGAGGUGGCAAAAAAGUCCCUACAAAAUGUAAACUAAAUAAUUAUUAUUUAAUUAGAAAAUCAAUUCCUGUUCCUAGAUUAGCUGAACUUAAACUUCUGCUUGAGGUAAUCUAUUUUGCAAUUGCCCACCUUCCUUUGGUGAUGGCACAACUAAUCUAAAUAGCAUUCCACAACCACCCCCAUUCUCAUAAAAUGAAUAACUCUGUAGUUACAGUUCAGUGUAUUUAUCAACUUUAAGUGUUGUAUAUCUAUAAAAGAGACCAUCUGUAUCAUGUGCAAAGUUAGAUUCUCAACAAUCUAAUUGUAUAUUUGUAUAAUAUUGUAUCUCCUCGAUGCUGUGCAAUCACUGUCAACAUUUUUUUGCACUGGCCUUCUGAUGAAAAUGUUAAGAUGCCUAUUGUAAGAUAAGCAGAAAUUUUACCUGCUGUUAUUGGGCUGAAUGUAUGUAAAUAAAGUCAUCUGUACAAGCAGUGGCCUAAAAAGUCUGUCAUUUUAGGAUAGGACAAUUAUUGAAGUUGCUGUGACAUCUGAAAAGCUACCUAUGAAUAAACUAUUUAAAUGGCCUCUUGGGUUGCAGUGUCAUAGAGAAAGGAAAGUCUUUCUUUGUGACAAUAUGACUUAGAGAAAUUGGAUUACCAGAGCUUUUAUUUCCAAUGUUUCAAAGUGGAGCACAUAACUCUUUAUUGUCUGUAAAUCUAACAUUAUUACUUCCUCUUAGAAGAAUAUUGUAUUGUUAGAUGUUUGUUUGAGCUGGUAACAUCCUUGCAACUGCUGCAAUAUCUUUCUGUUAGCAACCUGUAUGAUACUUUGUACACAAGUACUGGUAAGAUUGUCAUUAACAGUAGCUUCGACCAUUUAACUACCUAUAGCAGAAUAGUAUUUCUGUAAUAUUUCCAAUGUAUUACUACCAUGCCAUAUUUUAUUUCUAUAAUGUAAUUAAACUGUUAUUUAUUCAAAGAGAAAGUAUUCCAUUAUGUUUGUUUUCCAAAAGUCAAAGUUACUGAGUGUAUUCCAGAAGAUGUCACUUCAUCCCA